CCCGCCUUCGCUCUCGAUGUUUAGAAGUGGUAUUCACCGCCUUGCUGCCCGCCGUUUUUAUUCGUCAGAUGCAGCGUACAAUGUCGAGGCGCUGGAUAAAUGGAUUGCCUCCCGAAAGGAAUACAUUUUGCACGACACGCUGCAUCCAGAGCAUCUAUCUGAUCUCUACAUAACUCUUCCUACCCGGGAUGGAACGCGCAAAGCAUUCCAUCCGCCUGAGCCGUCAACACCUAUGGGCUAUGGACACCAUACAACCUUCUUCUACCCUCGUAUUCCCGAAGCCUUCUUGCGUAGAGACGGCACAGAUGCAGAUUUCUGUCCACCAGAACCGUUUACUCGCAGGAUGUGGGCAGGCGGAAAGAUAUCGUGGAUGGCGGAGAAUCCUCUGCUCAUUGGUGGGAAGGCGACUGCAAGAAUGACAAUAGGCUCUGUUAAGAAGAAGAAUUUUGACCGUGGCCGUCCUAUCGUGUUCGUGAAUAAGAAAAUUGAGAUCUCCAUGGAGCAUUCGGCGGUUCCUUCGGUCAUUGAGGAGAGGGUACAUGUCUAUCUGCCUGUGGCUGCUACAGUUAAACAGGAGCCUCGUGAAGUUGCUGGGAUACCAGACUCCUCUGAUUUCUCAUUCACAUACAAGCCAACACUGACGACCCUGUUUCGAUUUUCUGCGCUCACCUUCAACGCGCACCACAUCCAUCUGGACAAAGAUUAUGCACGAGACUUUGAAGGGUAUCGAGAGCGUCUGGUUCACGGACCUCUUACGGCCCUCAUGAUGCUUGAAAUAGCCACUGAGCAAAACCCAGGUGUCGAGAUCAAGACGUUCGAAUACCAGGCCACGAAUCCUCUUAUUGUCAACCGAAAACAUACUAUCUUUGGACGAUGGACAGGCGACAAGGCAUUUUUGUGGUGUCGGGAUGAAGAUGGAGUGGUCGGUAUGACAGGCACAGUUCUGUUUGGGUGAUGGUAGACGGAACCUGGCAACAGACGUUCACCUGUUUAGACGCGCAUUGGCACGUGAUGUAUAUUGAAACUCCGCGCGUUAUUUAUAUUGGAUUGUCUGUUUGUUGUCCCUUCAUCAGAACUAUCACCUUCUCUUCAGCUCAUCACCAUCUCUUCACCCACUCUCGACUGCUAUGGCCCCCAAGCCCGCUUCAACAGCUUCCAAGGCUCCGGCUUCAACCGCUGGCAAGGCGCCAGCCAAGACAGACUCCAAGGCUGCGAAGAAGACUGCCAGCAAGAGCAAGGCAUCAGCGCCAGCCGACGGUGAGAAGAAGAAGCGAAAAAAAUCGAGAAAGGAGACUUACAGUUCGUACAUC
Guyanagaster necrorhizus is the source of this 1310-nucleotide messenger RNA. RefSeq lists its product as uncharacterized. The transcript has 4 exons. NCBI's taxonomy places the organism in Eukaryota, Fungi, Basidiomycota, Agaricomycetes, Agaricales, Physalacriaceae. The record is from RefSeq and is a predicted model, not a curated record. Gene Ontology annotation, molecular function: (3R)-hydroxyacyl-[acyl-carrier-protein] dehydratase activity. Bases 17 to 955 code for a protein of 312 amino acids. Gene Ontology annotation, cellular component: mitochondrion.